AUGCAACCAAAUUGCAGUCAUCUCCACAAUAUCCAAGGGAGUGGUGAUGACCCUUCAUCUUCUCAGAGCACGCACGGAGCGAGGUUGUCAGGGGAGAGCUCGUGCCAUCGGAGCGGAGAUGUUCGCAUACAGCUGAACUCUGCUGAGGGAGAAGCCAGAGAAAAUGCAAGUUCCCGGCAUUCAAGGCCAGGCUCCCAAAGUCGCUCACAUGGACAUGCCCACAGCGAUGCAGGGAGGCUCGACGAUUCCACUCCAGACUCAGAGGAACACAGCAGCAGCUCCCUCUCAGAGCUCAGAUACCUCCUCCAGUGGCUGCACAAAAGUCUGCCGUAUAUCUUGAUUCUGUCUGUCAAAUUGAUCAUGCAGCAUAUAAUUGGCAUUUCUCUUGGAAUUGGGCUGCUAACAACUUACAUGUAUGCAAACAAAAGCAUAGUAAAUCAGAUUUUUCUAAGAGAACGGUGCUCCAAGUUGCAAUGUGCUUGGUUACUAAUAUACCUAACUGGAUCAUCUCUCCUCUUGUAUUAUACCUUUUAUUCUCAGUCACUGUAUUACAGCUUAAUCUUUUUAAAGCCUACUGUGGAUUUUAUGAACUUCUGGGAGGUACUUUGGAUUGUGGGAGUCACAGACUUUAUUCUGAAAUUCCUCUUCAUGGGCUUCAAGUGCUUUAUUCUCUUGGUGCCUUCUUUUAUGAUGUCCUUUAAAUCCAAGGGCUACUGGUACAUGCUCUUAGAAGAACUCUGCCAGUACUACCGUAUGUUUGUCCCCAUACCAGUUUGGUUCCGUUAUCUUAUUGGCUAUGGGGAGCUGGACAGUGUACUAGGAUGGACCCUUGGGAUAUUGCUGGGCCUUCUCUACCUCAUCCUAAAACUUUUGAGCUUUUUUGGACAAUUGAGAAAUUUCAGGCAGGUCUUACGGAUAUUUUGUACGCGACCACACUAUGGGGUGACAGCUAGCAAGAGACAGUGUUCUGAAUUGGACGAUAUUUGUUCAAUCUGUCAAGCUGAAUUUCAAAAGCCUAUUCUGCUUAUCUGUCAGCACACAUUUUGUGAAGAAUGCAUCUCUUUAUGGUUUAAUAGAGAAAAAACGUGUCCACUCUGCAGAACUGUUAUUUCAGACCAUGUUAACAAGUGGAAGGAUGGAGCUACAUCUAUGCAUCUACAGAUUUUCUAA
This is a messenger RNA of Cariama cristata (Red-legged seriema), 1170 nucleotides long. RefSeq names its product ring finger protein, transmembrane 1 (gene RNFT1). Gene Ontology annotation, molecular function: ubiquitin protein ligase activity. The coding region runs from base 1 to 1170 and encodes 389 amino acids. The record is from RefSeq and is a predicted model, not a curated record. The transcript is spliced from 8 exons. Gene Ontology annotation, biological process: positive regulation of ERAD pathway. Lineage: Eukaryota; Metazoa; Chordata; Aves; Cariamiformes; Cariamidae. Gene Ontology annotation, cellular component: endoplasmic reticulum.